This is a messenger RNA of Helicoverpa armigera (cotton bollworm), 1866 nucleotides long. Its product is annotated as proton-coupled amino acid transporter-like protein pathetic. Bases 1 to 1866 code for a protein of 621 amino acids. The transcript has 9 exons. Gene Ontology annotation, molecular function: L-amino acid transmembrane transporter activity. Gene Ontology annotation, biological process: amino acid transmembrane transport. The record is from RefSeq and is a predicted model, not a curated record. NCBI's taxonomy places the organism in Eukaryota, Metazoa, Arthropoda, Insecta, Lepidoptera, Noctuidae.
AUGAAUCAGGAAAUUAUGCUUCCCAGUUAUUUUGGAGGCUACGGCCCACCAGCCAGGUUUCGAGCCAAAAAUAAUCCAGUGGACGCCAAAAACUAUGACUUUCGUGCUAACAGAACUUUUGCAUCUGCACCCAAUACUGUCAUAGAGUCAGUAUUUCAUAUGCUGAUGUUCGGUCUCGGUGGAGGUCUGGUAGUACUGCAUGGAGCAUACAUGGAAUGUGGUAUCUGGACGGCGUUAGUCGUCAACAUUGCUCUGGCCGCUCUCAUCGGCUACUGUUCUUGUACCCUAGUGUGGUCAGCUCAGAAACUGUACGGUCGAGUCGUGAUGCCUACGCUCACAUACCCUGAUAUAAUGGAAGCUACCGUGCUUCUAUGUCCAUGGAAGCUAUUCCGCAAAACGGCCAGAUGUUUAAGAUAUCUAGUCGAAUUUACAAUUAUGCUCAACCUCUACGGUUCCUGCUGUGUCCUGGUCAUCAUGAUAGCCAGGAAUUUGAAGGAGUUAGUUUCGGGAGAUAAUACUAUUAAUGAUUCUGACGACCCGCCACUAAAAGUGUAUAUUCUGAUACUAAUGAUACCAUGUAUAAUUAUCUGCAUGGUCACCGAUUUGAAAAUUUUAGCACCUUUUGCUUUAAUUUGUGAUAUGUUUGCCGUUGUCCUAAUCGUAAUAACUUUAUGGUAUGCAUUCCACAAUUCCAAAGUAAGUCCACUGGAUCGUGCGCCUUAUAGGAGUGUGAUGGGAUUGUUCGAAUUUAUGAGCGUUUGCACAUUUGUACUGGAACCAGUUAGUUACGCUCUGCCUGUUGAAAAUAAUAUGAAUGAACCGAAGAAAUUUCACAAUGUUGUCAUGAUUGCGAUGUCAAUAAACACAGUGGCUAUGAUAACAGUAGGUUUUGUUGGGUUCUGGCACUAUGGAAACUUUGCUGUAUCACCUAUCACCAUACAUCUGCCAUUUUCACCUUUCGCCUUAACUCUAAAAGUGGGACUUUGUAUAAUACUCUACGUCAUAUACUCUAUGUGUUUCUACGUGGCUUUCGAUAUAGAAUGGUUUUACCUCAAGAGGCACCAUCAGAUGUCCAACUAUUGGUUUUGGGAGCGACUGUAUAGAACUAUCCAUGUGAUCAUCUUGAUAAUGAUCGCUUAUUGUCUUCCUAAUGUCACACGAUUGAUGGGGAUUAUCGGUGCCUUAUGUACAAGUCCCGCAGUUUUCAUCUACCCUUAUUUCAUAGAGCUACUAUUGGAUUGGGAGCACCCAGGGUUAGGCCGCUGCAAAUGGAGACUCCUAAGAUUCAUCGUCAUGCUAACCUUUGGUCUUGUCUUAUUCGUCGCUGGUACUUACUACAACGGUCUAGGAAUGUAUUUAGAACUUGAAAACCGUCCCAAAGCAAAUAUUUCCUUUAAUCCUGAGAACCAAGCACCCGAGUUGGAAAGAAAAGAAAUUAAUUUUGAAAUCGGUACCGAAUUGUCUGUCGAUCCUAAGAAAAGCUUGAAUUUAACCGAUGAGGGUAAACAUAAUAAUGAUUUGAACGUUGCAUUGCCUUAUGAAGUUCCUUAUAAUUUAUUUGAUCCAAAUCUUAAUGCGAAUUAUUCGACAAAAAAUAAGGCAACAAUUGUCUUUGAGUAUUAUAAUACCACUCUGAUUGAUAAUAAUAAUAUUGCAACGAAUUUACGUCGAUAUGAAAAUCUCGCUCCAAAAGCAAAUGAAACGAUAAAUAUUACACCUGAAAAUAAAAAUUUAAUUAUUAAUAAUAUUUUACCUGAUAUCAAUAAUUAUACAGUUUUAUUUAAUAGUACGACUCCAAUUAUGCCUGUAUUUAAUAAUGUUACAGCCUUAGCCAAUAAUUUUACUAAUAUUUUACCUUUACAAUAA